Messenger RNA from Microthlaspi erraticum, 1410 nucleotides. The record is from the annotation of a GenBank genome assembly. Lineage: Eukaryota; Viridiplantae; Streptophyta; Magnoliopsida; Brassicales; Brassicaceae.
AUGCUACGAUGGGCCCAUCUAACGGCAGGGAUUCUCUCCGUUGUUGUCCUCUCUUGUCUCCUCUUGUUCUUUCUCCGCCGCUGGUGCUGUCUCCGAGGACCAGAGAGCUCCACCGCCCUUAACGCGGCUAGCCCCAUUCGGAGCGAUAGCUUUCAGGCAAGAAUCUCCAAGCUCCACCAAACCAGCCUCAUCCACCAGCUAGAUACCUCCGACAUCAAACGCAGAGGAAACAUCAACAACUAUUCCGUCUCCUCCCGUGGCACUGCCACCGGAGGAUUCCCCUCUAAGCCUGGUCUGUUCGUAUGGAAAGACCAUCCGGCUUUGGUUACAGAAGCCGUCGAGAAUGGUUGGACAAGAUUCGGUUUCAUUGUCCAUGCAUCGGCUCCUUUGGUGACUGGGGCCUCUCCGAAAUCCGCUCUUCUUGGUCUUUGCGCGACGACCGGAAGCGAAGAUCCUGGUGUAGUAAUCACAUGGGAAGUGUCAAACGGCUACGCUGACUUCACACAGACGAUCAAGUUUAACCAAGUGUUUAGAGAGAAAAACCCGUUGAUGGUUCUCCGAGCAGCUCUACCGCUUCCCGGACCACAACUCAUAAGCUCUCCUUUUCCACAGGAGGCUUACUUUGAGAUCACGCUCCUCGAGAUACUCCGCCGCCGUGGGGUUAGUGACGUAGGCAAUAAUGACCUUGCAUCAGUGGAAGGUGAGAAAACUAAGCUGUUCAAGAACGUAGGAGAAGUAAAACUGGUCAAAAGAAGAGAAUGGGACGGUGAAAACGAAGAAGCGGUCUUGUCUAUAGGACUAGCGACUGGUGGUGGCUCCACUGGCGGCGUCGGCGAGCCACGACUGCCCGGAAAAUUCCCAGCCUCUAUCGGAUUCCAGUCGGAUGGUGCGGUUUAUCUCGAUGGAAUGAAGCUGGUUUGUGAAUCAGAGAAACAUGACUGGGCCAAGGAAAACAAGGUAGUUGGUUGUGGUUACGACCCGAGGAAGAAGAAGGUUUACUUCACAGUCAACUCGCACUUGGUUCACGUCAUCAACUGCAAAGCAGAAGAAUUUGGGACACCUCUGUACCCAACUCUUGCUUCCAACACAGAGGCCACAGUUCUUGUUAACUUAGGGCAAUCCCCAUUUUAUUACGGCCCGGCUAACGUGCAUCGCACGCCAAACCCUUGUGCUGGUGCUGCUUCACUAGGGCUUGAAGACAGUAAAGAAUUGUUCUCCAUUGGGAGAUUAGAUUCUCAGUAUCUGAGCAACUUUUUCAUCAACAGAGGAAACAGUGAUGAGAUUGCAAGCGGGAGAGCCACUGUGGGAAAUAGCCAUAGACGUAAGAUGGACUAUGACGAAGAAUCCGAUGCUGAUCUUUUCGAGAUUGCGCUUGAACGUUCUGGUAGACCAAAUCUUGCCAGGUUAUAG